GCACAGCAGAGUCCAGCCGGUCAGCUGCCCACAGCGCUGAUACUCUUACCUCCUCUGACCCCCCCAUUCUUCCGGCAACAGCACCCACCAGUCAGCGGCCAAGCGGCGAUGGACGUCUUCUCCUCGUCCCAGGCGUUCUACGACAGCGCGUGCGCCUCCUCGCCCGAGGAGGAGCUGGACUUCGGGCCGAGCGGCGGCGACGAGAUGGCCGGCUCCGAGGAGGACGAGCACGUUCGGGCGCCCGGCGGCGGCGGCGGUCCGCACCAGCCGGGCCACUGCCUCCAGUGGGCCUGCAAGGCGUGCAAGCGCAAGGCCAGCACGGUGGACCGCCGACGGGCCGCCACCAUGCGCGAGCGCCGGCGCCUCAAGAAGGUGAACCACGCCUUCGAGGCGCUGCGCCGCUGCACCUCGGCCAACCCCAGCCAGCGGCUGCCCAAGGUGGAGAUCCUGCGCAACGCCAUCCAGUACAUCGAGAGCCUCCAGGACCUGCUCCACGAGCAGGUGGAGGGCUACUACGGCCUGCCCGGCGCGGCGUCCAGCGGCGGCGGCCGCGUGGGGGAGAGCGGCUCGGAGCCGGCCAGCCCCUUGUCCAGCUGCUCCGACAGCAUGAUUGACUGCAACAGCCCAGUGUGGCCACAGAUCACUUCACAUUAUGGAAAUGGAUACAGCUAUGAGGCGCAAAGCGUAGCCUCCAUGGAGAGGAUCCCCGCCGCGUCCAGUCUCCAGUGCCUGUCCAGCAUCGUGGAUCGGCUCUCGUCGGCGGACGCCGCGGGCCCUCUGGGCGUGAGGGAUACGGUUACCCUCUCCCCCUCCAGCUCCGUCUCCCCUCCUGCCACACCAGACAGCUCACACACCAGGCCCGUCUACCACGUGCUUUGAGGAAGGGGAGAAGUCUGUGUGUGUGUGUGUGUGUGUGUGUGU
Molecule: messenger RNA, 921 nt
Organism: Sardina pilchardus (European sardine)
Lineage: Eukaryota; Metazoa; Chordata; Actinopteri; Clupeiformes; Clupeidae
Gene: myf5
Product: myogenic factor 5
Exons: 3
Coding region: 109-879 (256 amino acids)
Biological process (GO): regulation of transcription by RNA polymerase II; skeletal muscle cell differentiation; positive regulation of myoblast differentiation
Molecular function (GO): DNA-binding transcription factor activity, RNA polymerase II-specific; RNA polymerase II cis-regulatory region sequence-specific DNA binding; protein dimerization activity
Source: RefSeq, a predicted model, not a curated record